Linum trigynum is the source of this 213-nucleotide messenger RNA. Lineage: Eukaryota; Viridiplantae; Streptophyta; Magnoliopsida; Malpighiales; Linaceae. The record is from the annotation of a GenBank genome assembly.
AUGUGGCUUCCAACUGCGACUAAUCCCAAAUUCACCAACGAGAAUUUCAAGUGGAUCCUCCACCACUUCAUCAUGACAAGAGACGACGGUUGUAGCAACGAGAAGAACGAUUUUGUGUGUGUGAUUCUCAAUGAGUCCCAACUGAUGUCGACACCAAUGAUGGUGGGUCUGCUCGACGCUUCCGACGCCGAGAUGGUGGAGGAGGAAGGCUAG